This is a messenger RNA of Camellia sinensis, 2981 nucleotides long. Its product is annotated as putative xyloglucan glycosyltransferase 12. Gene Ontology annotation, cellular component: Golgi apparatus. The record is from RefSeq and is a predicted model, not a curated record. NCBI's taxonomy places the organism in Eukaryota, Viridiplantae, Streptophyta, Magnoliopsida, Ericales, Theaceae. Gene Ontology annotation, molecular function: glycosyltransferase activity.
AGCUGUUUCCAUAACUUGAAUUAUUAUAUUUUAUUCACUUUCCCUGUGCUCUCUCUCUCUCUUCCUCUUAUUACAAUUGCGAUUUCUUCUUAGCCUUUGCAAGCUAGCUGUAUUUGAAUGGUUGCUCUUUUGGAUUCUUCUUCCAAGUCAUUGCCUCUCUCUCUCUCUCUCUCUCUCCCUCUCUCUCUGUCUUCAGUACCUUCACCUUAUAAGUUAAAUCCCAAUGUCUCUAUGCACUAAAGACCCAUAGCUUCCACUCUUUUCCCUCUUCACUUUUUUUUCUCCAUGUUUCUCUAUCCAUUCUUUGAAAAUGGGAUCAAAAUCAUAGAUUUUCCACUUCUGGGUCUUCGACAUUGAAUCAAUUUAAGCUUCCAAAGAGUUAUUUUUUUUUACCGAUUCUGUGUAGUGGGUUUUCGAGAUCAGACCCUAAAAAUGGCACCAUCGUUCGAUUGGUGGUCGAAAGAGACCCACAGAGGUACACCCGUGGUGGUGAAGAUGGAUAAUCCCAACAACUGGUCCAUGGUCGAGCUCCAAUCCCCCGACGACGACGACUUCCUCCUCCAUUUCGCCGACGCUACGGGCCGAGACAAAACCCGCAACAAGAACGCCAAACAGCUCACCUGGGUCCUCCUCCUCAAGGCCCACCGCGCUGCCGGCUGUCUCACCUCCAUUGGCUCUGCAAUGCUCCGCGUCGCCUCCGCCGUCCACCGCCGUGUUGCUGCCGGAAGAACCGACGCCGACGUCGACUCCAAUUCCAGAUCCGCCGAGAACUUGAAAGUCCGAGCUCGUAUGUACUUUUGCAUAAAGGUGUUUCUAUGGUUAUCUGUUGUGUUGUUAGGUUUUGAGAUUGCUGCGUAUUUCAAGGGUUGGCAUUUUGGUUCCCCAAAUCUUCAAUUUCAGUACCUGUAUGUGUUGGCUAACCAAUUAAACGUUAAGGGUUUGUUUGAUUCGUUGUAUUCGAGGUGGGUUUUGAUUCGGGUUGAGUAUCUCGCUCCACCUCUUCAGUUCCUUACCAGUAUGUGUAUAGUGCUCUUCCUUGUUCAGAGCUUGGACAGGUUAGUGCUCUGUUUGGGUUGUUUGUGGAUCCGAUUAAAGAAGAUUAAACCUAUUCCCAAAGGUGACCCACUGGAUCUCGAGUCCGGCGAUGGGGGAUUCUUCCCCAUGGUUCUUGUUCAGAUCCCCAUGUGCAAUGAAAAAGAGGUUUAUCAGCAAUCUAUUGCUGCAGUAUGCAAUUUAGACUGGCCUAAAUCGAAAUUUCUUAUACAAAUCCUUGAUGAUUCUGAUGACCCAACAACCCAAUUGCUGAUCCAAGCGGAGGUUCAUAAAUGGCAGCAAGAGGGGGCCAACAUUAUCUACCGGCACCGGGUAGAUAGACAAGGUUACAAAGCUGGCAAUCUCAAGUCUGCUAUGAAUUGCAGCUAUGUCAAGGACUAUGAGUUUGUUGCCAUAUUUGAUGCGGAUUUUCAACCCACCCCUGAUUUUCUUCAAAAAACAGUUCCUCAUUUCAAGGAUAACGAAGAAGUAGGGUUAGUUCAGGCGAGGUGGUCGUUUGUGAACAAGGAUGAAAACCUACUGACAAGGUUGCAGCACGUUAAUUUAGCUUUUCAUUUUGAGGUUGAACAACAAGUGAAUGGAGUUUUCCUCAAUUUCUUUGGCUUCAAUGGGACUGCUGGUGUGUGGAGAAUAAAGGCUUUGGAGGAUUCGGGUGGAUGGUUAGAGAGAACCACAGUUGAGGACAUGGACAUUGCUGUCCGGGCUCAUCUCCAUGGAUGGAAAUUCAUCUUCCUCAAUGAUGUGGAGUGCCAAUGUGAAUUACCUGAAUCAUAUGAAGCUUACCGGAAACAGCAGCAUAGAUGGCAUUCUGGGCCUAUGCAGUUGUUUCGUCUUUGUUUGCCGGACAUUAUCCGAUCAAAGGUCAGCAAUUGGAAGAAAGCAAAUAUGAUUUUCCUAUUCUUCCUCCUAAGAAAACUGAUAUUACCCUUUUAUUCAUUCACCCUUUUUUGCAUUAUUCUCCCCAUGACAAUGUUCAUCCCCGAGGCUCAGCUUCCAGUUUGGGUCGUCUGUUACGUACCUGCCACCAUGUCGUUUCUCAAUAUCCUCCCAGCCCCAAAAUCAUUUCCUUUCAUCGUUCCCUACCUUCUCUUUGAAAACACAAUGUCGGUGACCAAGUUCAAUGCCAUGAUCUCUGGCCUUUUCCAACUUGGAAGUGCAUAUGAGUGGGUUGUCACCAAGAAAUCAGGCCGCUCCUCCGAGGGCGAUCUUGUAUCCCUGGUUGAAAAAGAGGCAAAGCCUCAACGGGUUGCAUCAGAGCCUGAUUUAGAGGAAAUGCAGGAGGAAAUAAAACAGCAGGAAAAGAAGGCUUCCAAGAAAAAGAAACAUAAUAGGAUAUAUAGGAAAGAGUUAGCUUUGGCAUUCCUUCUUCUAACAGCUUCGGCAAGGAGUCUCUUGUCCGCUCAGGGUAUCCAUUUCUACUUCCUGCUCUUUCAGGGGAUAUCGUUCUUGUUGGUUGGCCUUGACUUGAUCGGUGAGCAGGUUCAGUAAGCGAAAAUUGAUAUAGCGUCUGUAAGUGGUAAAUAUGAAUUAUAUGAACAUGGGGAACUUCAAUGAAUAGGUAAAAAGAAUUUCAGUACAACGAAAAUUGAACAUCUACGGGAAUAUUUGGAGGGCUGAGAGCACUACUUGAGCGUUUCCUUCUGCACUUCCUCGAGAUGGGAUGAAUCGUGUGUGAAAUGGUUUGAAGAAUCACACUUCAUUCUGGAGAGAAGAAACCCCAUUAGAAAAUGGUUAUGUUCAUUACUGUAUUCAAGGUUUUUCUUAAUUUUUUAAUUUUUUUUGGGGGGUUUUGUUUUUGUAUCUUCUUUCUUGGAUUCUUUUUCUUUUUGGCUCUAUUCUUUUGUAAGAAGAAUAUUUCUCAGAAACUGAAUUUAGUUUGCAGAGAAUGGAUUUCAGACUUGUGAAAUAACAUCAUUUUUACCAAACGA